Messenger RNA from Cylicostephanus goldi, 417 nucleotides. NCBI's taxonomy places the organism in Eukaryota, Metazoa, Nematoda, Chromadorea, Rhabditida, Strongylidae. The record is from the annotation of a GenBank genome assembly.
AUGCGAUGUUGUCGCAGAGCAGGACAGCACGAAGUGUUGGAGAGGUGUGCAGAUGCGCUUCAGGACGUCAUUGAUCUUGUGCCUUCGAACCUUGGUUCCUUUUCAAGACGGCAGGAAAUGCAAACCACGGGAUCGGGGCCCAAACCCAAGCCCAUACAAUUCAAAACCAUCUUCAAGAAUGUCUUCAGCGUUGCCUUUACUGUUGUUGCGUUGAAAGCUUUGACGCAGUUGCUGAUUGAAAAUAUGACACUGACGAAGUUCUUCGGUCUUGCUGAGGUGGAUUCACUGCUAUCCGAAUUUAUACUCGAUGAUAUCAAUGAUCAAAGUGCGGCACCAGUUAGCUUACAAGCACAUCUCUCAUCUCCGAUUACGCUUCCCAGCUCAAUAGCAUCACAGGUAGUUACAAGUGUGAACUAG